This is a messenger RNA of Talaromyces proteolyticus, 920 nucleotides long. RefSeq lists its product as uncharacterized. NCBI's taxonomy places the organism in Eukaryota, Fungi, Ascomycota, Eurotiomycetes, Eurotiales, Trichocomaceae. The record is from RefSeq and is a predicted model, not a curated record. The coding region runs from base 228 to 773 and encodes 181 amino acids. The transcript has a single exon.
ACGUCGUAGUAUGUCCCAUAGCCACAGCCGAGGAUUCUUAAUUCUUGCUAGUGCAUUACUCGGUAUUCUUUAUCCACAACGGUGCGCGACCUACUGCGCACAAAGCAGCGAGCAAUAAAAAUCAAAGAAAGAAAGAAAUAAAGAAAGAAGGACAGAGUUUGAACCAAGUUUUAGCCACAUUCUUCUGCAAUUCCGUCUUGCAUACAGCGCCGUCGUAGCUUUCCUGUAUGGGGAAAUUAGCCCGUGGGCCUAGCAGGUCUUGGCGUUCGGCUUUUGUGCCGACCUUUAACGGCAUAGUCGAGCCCUUCAGCAUUAAUAAUAAUUUGCACUGCUCUUUUCAUUCGGCUCUCGGUUUUCACAGAUCGACGGCCGUCACGUACGAGGUGCUUAUUCACAGUGAUAUACAUUUGUGCAGCUGGAUAGAAUCAUUAUUAAUGUCAUGGCUGUGGGCACUCGUUGUAAAUUCACUUUACGGGCGAAAGGGUCGAAGAUUUGCCAUGCUUUCUCGCGUACCGAGAGAACCGCAUCAGGAUGUAGUUGUACUAACUACUAGUUUCGUGGAACAAAAGGUUAGGCCAUGCUUGAUAUUUGUUAUUAAACUGAUGACAACAUAUCUCCUGCAUGUGCAGGUAGUGGAAUGUAAAUCCCGCAAGUGCAAGAUGUCCCACAAGUGCCAGCAAAUCAUGUCAUCGGCAUUGUGUGCGCUUGCGGUUGACCCCGAUGAGAACUUGAGGCGCUUGGAGUAUGCCAAUAGUAGAUCGCCUCCCUUUUGAGUGAUUAAGAUCGACCCAUUGUUGUAAGUUACGCCAAACAAUGCCCCCAUGAUUGUCGUUCAUUUCCGUCGGCGCAGGGACCCUCCUGUUCCAAGCCUGCGAAAAAAAAACCUUUUUGUCUGCGUGACCGGCCCGACAGUUGCCGUC